Molecule: messenger RNA, 1632 nt
Organism: Podarcis raffonei (Aeolian wall lizard)
Lineage: Eukaryota; Metazoa; Chordata; Lepidosauria; Squamata; Lacertidae
Gene: SDR42E2
Product: short chain dehydrogenase/reductase family 42E, member 2
Exons: 12
Coding region: 225-1514 (429 amino acids)
Biological process (GO): steroid biosynthetic process
Molecular function (GO): 3-beta-hydroxy-Delta5-steroid dehydrogenase (NAD+) activity
Source: RefSeq, a predicted model, not a curated record
ACUGGGGACUAUGCCUAGCUGGGGGUGUCUCCUGGUCAACCGUAAGGGAGAGGAAAAGGGGCCACCUCCUGCCUUUUGGGGGGGGGGAAAGAGCCAGGAUUUGCCCCACCCCCAGGAAAAGGACCCCUUCCCAGGGUUAUGAGAAGGAGAUACUGUUGCUCCUACCUUGGUGGAGUUUUGUAAUACCAGAUCCGGUGGAUCCCUGAGCACUCCCUUAAUGCGCAAUGGAGAAAUCUCAGCAGAAAGACCGAAAAAACCGCAAAUCCUCUAAACAAGAUGCCCAGCCUGCUGAACAGAAGCUUGACACCGGUAACCGAGGGCUGAAGAAAGUGAGCAACAAGACCGUGAUAACAGGAGGUGCUGGCUAUUUUGGCUUUAGCCUUGGCCGCGCCCUUGCCAAAUCAGGAACCAGUGUGAUUCUCUAUGACAUUAACCAACCCCUCUGGGAAAUUCCAAAAGGAGUAGUACUCGUACAGGCAGACGUGAGGCACUAUGACCCGCUCUAUGCAGCCUGCGAAGGGGCAGACUGUGUCAUUCACGCAGCCGCGUACGGAAUGACAGGAUUAGAACAAAUGCACAAGAGACAUAUUCGGUCUGUCAAUGUCGGAGGAACCAGUGUCGUCAUUGAAGUCUGCAAGCGACGAAGCGUCCCCAGGCUGGUCUACACAAGCAGCAUCAAUGUGGUGUUUGGCGGGCAAACCCUUAUUGACGUCGACGAGCAGAGUGUGCCUUAUUUUCCUUUAGCAGAGCAAAUGAACGAGUAUUCCAGAACCAAAUCAAUUGCAGAACAGAUGGUUCUAGGAGCAAACGGAGUGUCUUUACCAGGAGGUGGCAAGCUGCACACCUGUGCUCUUCGACCGCCCGGCAUCUAUGGGCCAGAAGAACAAAGGCAUUUUCCCCGGAUGGCCUUGAAUAUUCAAAGAGGGAUGUUUGUCUUCACAUUUGGGGGACCAGAGACCCGGAUGAACUGGGUUCAUGUCAAGAAUCUCGUGCAAGCUCACAUCCUCGCCAUGGACGCUCUCACACCUGAGAAGAACUAUAUAGCUGCUGGCCAGGCAUAUUUCAUCAACGAUGGCGAGAAGGUCAACCUUAUUGAGUGGUUAACCCCACUGUUUAAAGGAUUGGGUUGCAGCAAGCCAUGGAUACGUAUUCCUGUUCUUUUUGCUUAUUUUUCAGCUGUGGCAAUGGAACACUUCCACAACAUGUUAAUGCCCAUUGUUGAAAUCACACCUUUGGUCACCAGAAAUGAGGUGUACAACAUUGCUUACACGAACACGUUCAAAAUAGAUAAAGCCCGGCAACAGCUCGGCUACGCCCCAAAAAAGUACUUGUUUGCAGACUGCGUGGAUCAUUUUUUGAAAACCAGGCCCCACAAGAAGAAUUAUUUCAUGCUGAAAAGCUUCAUGGUGAUAGCCCUGUUCAUUGCCCUGAUCAUCCUGGCAGUUUACCGUCAAGAAGUUUGGGAAUUUGUUCACAAGAACUGGGGGAAGUAUCGGCAUCUUGUCGUGCGAUAAACCAGCCGUUCUCAGGCACAGGGUCGGCCGGGGGAACAUUGCCCUUGGAUCGCAUGGUCUGUUUUUCUUAGCUCUAAAGUAGUAGGCAGGCAGGUACAUUAAGUGGAAUAAGAAACAU